Molecule: messenger RNA, 513 nt
Organism: Nylanderia fulva
Lineage: Eukaryota; Metazoa; Arthropoda; Insecta; Hymenoptera; Formicidae
Source: RefSeq, a predicted model, not a curated record
CGACCCUUAAGAGGUUAUAGCAAGCGCGGGGAAGUUGAGUUGUCACAGUUUUGAGGAUCAUAAAGUUGACCGAACAAAAGGAACAGCUGGACGAUGUCAGAAAUUCUCCCGAUCGGACGGGGGAAUAGAUUCAACCCAUAUCGUAAGGAGAGUGGCAAAACGAACGAGAAAGGAAGAGGAAGGAGCCGAGAGUUUUUAGAUAGUAUAGAGAACAUGAUAGAGACAGAGAAUGACGAGGAGAGUAACGUAACAAGUAAAUUACAAUUAAGAGCAAGCAGUUCAAUUAAGGAAACAGGUUCGCAAUCAAGCGAGAAUCAACCAGACAAAGAUGCAGAUAUGGAGCUGACGGAGGAGAUUAUAGAUUCGAGCCAAGGACCAAGUACUAGGACAAGGAAUGCAGAGGAUGAUACACAAACAACCAACCGAAAGGAACAGGAAAAUAUCAACAAACAAAGGCUGAAAGAUUGAUUACUGGGAAGAACUAUGAACAAAUAACUCCGAAAUAUGAUAGGU